CCGCCAGAUUUUAUUUCUUUAUUUAUUGUUGGCUUUUAUUUCAGUUUUCCUGGUUUUUUUUGCUCUUUAAUUUUUUCGUUCAUUGUUCUCGUGUUUUAAUUAUGAUCAUGUUCGGCGUCUACUGUUGAUAUGUACUAAUCAUCAGACUUUGAUUCUGCAAAUAUUGUGUUGGAGCAUUAAAUGCCAUCAUCAUCUUUCAAAGUGACUCUCUGUACAUUGGUGAAUUUUUAACACGUGAAAAGAGAGCUGCUGUGUUUUUGUUUAUUGUUGAUUAUGAUAAUGCCUGGAAAUUAUUGACUAUUGAUAAUUACUUUUCCACUUCGACUUUGGCUUUGCAGUCUAUCACGUCCAAUAUUCAGCAAUUCGGAUAGUGGAAAAAAUGUGAAAGAAAAAAAAGGUUUACUAAGAUUGGCCGUUAGCUGGUUUUGUUGAGCUACUCUAGAUAAGGAAUUAAGAUUUUAAGUCCUUGAGUCCAUCCGUUUUGGAUUUUAAACUGUGAACAAAUCAGCAAACCAUGGAAAGCCAGAAAACAGCAAAAUAUACCUGAAAAAACUUAAUUUAAAAUGGCAAAAAUUAUCAAGUUGAACAAUAAAGUGGCCAGUGAGGAGAAUUGGAAAGACUGGCAAUCAAGAGCAUAAUUUUACAACCACCUUCAUAGCCAUUAACAUGAAGCUUAUCAACAACUGUUCUUCCUUAUCAGUGAGAAAAACACAGUCGAGUUAAAGGUCAACUUGGACGAAAAAUGGCCUAGUCCUCUAAAAUAGUUGCUCAAAAAGUGCAAUUAUCGAAAGGAUUUGAACGAAACAACCCAAACACAAAACACACAAAAGACAAUGGCAUUGAAAAAAACAACAACUAAAUAUUAACGUUAUUAUAUUAUUAAAUUAUAAUUUAGCCUUUAGCUGCUAAAUGAUGAUGAUAAUAAUAUUAUUGGUUAAUAAUGGCUCAAGCAGCAACAAUGAUGAUCGGAAAACCUAACAGAUUGUUAAAGAUGCGAAAUUGCUGUAAAGUAAAUAAUUAAGUUAACAUCAAGUUAACAACAGUAGUCGUACAGUUUGCUGUUGUUGUUGUAGCAGUUUUUUCUGUUCGUUUUAUGUACAAAAAACCAAAAUGUAUAUAAAACACAAAUACGGGGAGAUACCAAGUCAAAUGACCUGAAUCGCGAAGUGAAAAGUUAAAUAAUUUUAAUAUAUUUUGAUUUGAUUAUUAAUUUUAAAUUACUAUCAUCAGCUGAGUGAGUAGAAUGAAGAAGGGAAAGCUAAGGAGCAAGUAAAGUGAGUGAGAUAGUGAGUGUGAGAGGGUUUGUGUUUAUUAAUCAAGAUAAGUUAGUGAGUAGAAAGUGAACAUGAAAAACGUGAGUCCCAAUAAAUAAUGAUAAUGUUUAACUUUAAUGAAAAAUCUUAAACCUUCAUUCAGCUCCUUCAUUUGACUCCUUCAUCUUCUUCAUCAUCUUUAUCUUCAUCUAACCUUCUUAGUUGUCUUCUUCUCUGUAUUGGAUGAAUCAAGGAAGCUGGAUGAUUGUUUAAAUGUUGAAAGAGACGCAAUUUGAACAAUCAAAAAGGGAUUGAUAUUUUUCAUUUACCAUUAGUUUGUGUCUUUUGUUUGGUUGUUUUGUUUCAUUUCAUCCUUUAUUCACCCCUUAUUAUUAGCGUUCAACAAGAAACUCAAUUUAUUAAUAACUUUGAUUCAGUCUUCUGUGAUAUUAACAUCAAGUCAACACUACUAGUGAUCACCAUCUCUAUUGGAUUACCAGUUUGUUUCUCGCCAUCAACUAAGACAAGACAAAACCAUCUUUUAAACAUUGAUUGCUUCUAAUAUUUUAUUCAACUGUUCCCAAGUCAUCUAUUCAUUUAAAUCAAUCAACUUUACCAAUUACCAACUCAACUCCAGUCAAAUAACAAACACUUUAUCCAAAAACAAAAAUGCCAAGAACAAAUGAUUUAACCUCAGUGAUUCUUGGUUCAAGUCGAUCAAGUUUCGUCAAUACAAUUUGUAAAUUUGUCCGAGAUGUUGAUGAAAUGAAUGAGACUGUCAUGAUUCCAUCUCUAUUGACUGAUUUAAAUAACAAUUCAUCUACACAACCAUCAACCGAUUUGCCUGAAUGUUUCGAUCUACAAACACUUCAUCAAUUACUUAAUCGUCUAAAAGAUGAAUUAACAAUAGCUCGAUUUGAAGAUGAUCAAAGUAAAUCUUGCAACUUUACCUCUGCCAAUAAUAUUUUAUCUAUCAAUAACUGUAAUAAUAAUAUUAACAACAACACCAACAACAAUAGAAACAACAACCAGAUUAAUGUAAAUUCAAAUGUAUCAACAACAGGAGGAACACCAUUAAGGAUAGCUGAAGGUGAUCUUAGCGGAUUGAGCAAGAAAUUGUCCUCUUCAUGCAAAUGUUCAGAUUCAGAUGAUGGUUUCUCUUCAUUAAACAGCUACAGUAGAAACUCUGACGAUGAAUCGACCGGUUCUUCUCCCUCUUCUGAUUCAGACUCUGAAUGCUGUUCAUCAUCAUCUUCAACAUCAUCAUCAACUCCAAAUCAAUCCCGUGAAAAUGAGCCAUCAAUUGCCGAAUCUUCACCCGAAUAUAUUGUUAAUCUACUUCGACUUCACAUACAAGGAAUUCAAUCAAUUUUAACUCGUUUCUCUAAAAGUGCUGAUCAAAUAUCAGAAUCAUACAUUAAUUCAAUCAAUUAGCUGUCCAUAGACUCACAUCCAAACCCAAUGGCGGCAAAAUUGGUCAAACCUGAAUACGAUAUUCAUAAACAUUUUGCCGAUCCAUUUUGUCAUCAAAUUCAACUAUUUUUUGUUUGCCUCACUAUUCUUACCUACAAACAAUCAAUUUAUAUGUUUAAAUUUAAACAAAUGCUUCUUAUUUUUACCUUUGAAUUGUAUCAACUGUUUGUUUCGUUUGAAUUUAUUAAAAAAAGGAGACACAAAAAUUCAAAACAGAAA
Messenger RNA from Tetranychus urticae (two-spotted spider mite), 2945 nucleotides. RefSeq lists its product as uncharacterized. Gene Ontology annotation, cellular component: cytosol. NCBI's taxonomy places the organism in Eukaryota, Metazoa, Arthropoda, Arachnida, Trombidiformes, Tetranychidae. Gene Ontology annotation, biological process: regulation of lipid biosynthetic process. The record is from RefSeq and is a predicted model, not a curated record.